AUGUCGUCGCGACGACCUUCAGUACGGCCAGUGGUCGUCGAGGUCACUCCAGACAAUGCGCCGUCGAACCUCGCACCAUCCAGCCCGCCAUCACCCAAAGCCGUGCGAUUCGCUCCAACUUCUGACAACCGCGCCUCCCGACCAUUGACAUCCACUGAGGCCUGGAGCCUCUACUACUUCGAAUACCAUGCUCGACACUGCCCAACGUGCUACCAACCGCUCGAGGUCUACCGACGAGGCAAUCGACUCUGCGACGCAGGCCAUGGUCUCGCUCAAGACGUCGCCUGCCAUGUCUACCAUCGCGACGGAGAAAUCUACAGCGCUAAACGAGACGAAGAGUCCAAACUCGUCCGUGUCGAAAUCCCCCACGGCUACUCUCAACUACGCAGCCUUCUCAAGGCCAUGGACCACGACAUCCGACGCUCUCGUCACCGAACCGUCCCCAUCCUAAGCUACGACCGUUCCUACCCGGUCUCAGCAAGACGAUACUCAACUUCAAAAGAAGACAACGAACCCGCCAACGUUAUCAUCGAACCGGCCUCUUCCAAUCGCCCUCAUCGUCGAUCAUCCAAGCACAAAUCCGUCCGCUACUCCACCGUCCAAGUCGACCACGACGACAUCGAGCAAGUCUCAGCCGUCAAGACCGCUGCACCAUCCACAGCCGCAACAACCACCACCGCCUCCUCGUCAUCAUCCCGCCGAGGCACCCUCUACGAAAAGGACAUGCAACGCAAACAAAAGGACUACCGCGUCGAGAUCCGAGAACCAUCGUCUUCUUCCUCAGACUACCGCAAGGAGAGGAGGAAAAGCCACCGAGACAGUGGGAUUUGGAUUUGA
This is a messenger RNA of Zasmidium cellare ATCC 36951, 837 nucleotides long. RefSeq lists its product as uncharacterized. Lineage: Eukaryota; Fungi; Ascomycota; Dothideomycetes; Mycosphaerellales; Mycosphaerellaceae. The record is from RefSeq and is a predicted model, not a curated record. The transcript has a single exon. Bases 1 to 837 code for a protein of 278 amino acids.